This is a messenger RNA of Aspergillus clavatus NRRL 1, 846 nucleotides long. Its product is annotated as general transcription factor IIH subunit TFB6 family. Gene Ontology annotation, cellular component: transcription factor TFIIH holo complex. The record is from RefSeq and is a predicted model, not a curated record. The coding region runs from base 1 to 846 and encodes 281 amino acids. The transcript is spliced from 2 exons. NCBI's taxonomy places the organism in Eukaryota, Fungi, Ascomycota, Eurotiomycetes, Eurotiales, Aspergillaceae.
AUGGCCUUUGCCGCAGCUGAUGGCCCCGGCGCCGGGGGCUUCAUGCAUCCAUCUCUGCCAUCACCUGCGCCGUCGACAAUGUCAAACUCGACGGCGACUCCGUCUCUGCUCCCGAAACCGAGAUCCCAUCCACUGAAAUCAGGGUCCAUGAAGGAAGCAACGGUGAUCAAUCAUAUCGACUCGCACAUCUUGACGAUCAACCGGCGGCACGCAAAGAAGUUCAGCAGCACGUAUGAUGAUCAGGCGCAGCCGGAGUCGGAGCGCGGCUACGAGAGUUUCCAGGAAGUAGCCAAAGACAUCGAGGGGCUGGUUGAUGUGCUUUGGGUGAGCGGAACUCCAUCACUUCAAAUACCAUACCUGAUAUCGCUGGCGGUAUUGGUCAACACAUAUCUCCCGGACUACCCGUUCUCCCCUAAAGCGACGUUCCGUCUGCUGAGAAAGCUGGACUCCGUGUUUACGUCUCUGCUGCUUGGGGAAGACGCGGACACGGGGGCCCCGCUCUCCGGCUUCGAGAAUAACCGCAACCUCGUCUCCAUGACCGAGAAGGUCCGGAUCAAGAGCAUCGCGGAGACAUGUCGUGUUGCUGUGGUGGAUGCCAGGGAGAAUGACGGGUCGGCGGCGGGUGACGCGGACGGGGACGAGAGUUCCAGUGAUGGGGAUGAGGAUAUGGCUGGGGCGUAUGGUACGGAGGAGUAUGAGAGUCUGGGGCGUUGGGAGAUGGAAACUGCCAAGGUAUACGAGAAGACGAUUCAGUUGCUUGGGGAUGAACUGGGGAAAGUGGAUGAGUAUUGUGAUAAUAAUUGUGCGCCGGGGGAAGCAAGCGAAGGAGCACAGAUGAUUGAUUGA